Molecule: messenger RNA, 2723 nt
Organism: Cheilinus undulatus (humphead wrasse)
Lineage: Eukaryota; Metazoa; Chordata; Actinopteri; Labriformes; Labridae
Product: inactive dipeptidyl peptidase 10-like
Exons: 28
Coding region: 38-2431 (797 amino acids)
Biological process (GO): proteolysis
Molecular function (GO): dipeptidyl-peptidase activity; serine-type peptidase activity
Source: RefSeq, a predicted model, not a curated record
GAUUCAGGCUGAGGAGAAGCACCGUUUGUCCGGGAAAAUGACCGCUUCCAAAGACCCGACAAAGAAGAAACCGAAAGACGGCUUACAGGAUGAGGAGUUUGUGGAUGUGAGCCCCCCGCAGAGAAACUGGAAGGGCAUUGCUAUCUCUCUGCUGGUGAUCGUGGCGGUCUGCUCGCUCAUCACCAUGUCUGUGGUUGUCCUCACACCCGCUGAGCUCCCUGGCAGCAGCAGGUCCAGGCUGACUGUGGCAGAUCUGUACAAACCAGAGUUCAGCGUCCACGACCCCGAGGCGACAUGGAUCAGCGAUUCAGAGGUGGUGUAUAGGAACCGAGACGGACACGUAAUCAAGUUUAACUUUGAAACAAAUGAGACCGAGGUCAUUCUGAGCAACAGCACCUUUGUGGCUUUUAAGGUGGCAAAGUACUCUCUAUCUGCAGAUCUGAAAUAUGCACUCUUCGCCUAUGAUGUCAAACAGGUUUACAGAUAUUCAUUCACAGCGUCUUACAUUGUUUACAACAUCUACACCAGGGAAGUUUGGGAGUUAAACCCUCCGGAGGUGCAGAACGCAGUGCUCCAACAUGCAGCCUGGGGAAGACAAGGACAACAUCUGAUCUACAUCUUUGAAAAUAACAUCUACUACCAGUCAGAUGUGAGGAGUAACUCUCUGAGGAUCACCUCCUCUGGGAUGGAGGGAGUCAUCUUCAACGGACUCUCAGACUGGCUCUAUGAAGAGGAGGUUCUGCAGUCACACUUGGCUCACUGGUGGUCGCCUGAUGGAGAAAGACUAGCCUUUCUCACCCUGAAUGACACCCUGGUUCCAAACAUGGUCCUGCCCCAGUUCACUGGCACUGCCUAUCCGAAAGGAUUACAAUACCCAUAUCCUAUGGCGGGUCAGACUAACCCUGCUGUCAAGUUGUCAGUAGUAAACCUGUUUGGAGCAACACACACUCAGGAGCUGCAGCCUCCAGAUCAGCUCAAACACAGAGAUUUCUACAUCACAAUGGUGAAGUGGAUCAGUAACACUCACCUCGCAGUGCGCUGGCUCAACCGUCCCCAAAAUGCUUCACUGCUGACAGUUUGCGACGCCACCAUUGGCGUCUGUCUGCAGAGACAUGAGGAGUCUUCAGAGACGUGGCUUUCCAGACAGAGACAGCAGCCACUCUUCUCCAAAGACAGGAGCAGAUUCUUCCUCACACUGCCUGUGAAACAAGGAGGUCAGGGAGAUUUCCAACACAUCACCAUGUUCACCAGAAAGUUACGAAGCGAACAGGAUGAAGUUCGACACUUAACGUCAGGAGACUGGGAGGUGACAAAAAUCCUAGCUUAUGAUGAGAACAACCAGAUCUUAUACUUCAUGAGCACAGAGGACUCUGCGCACUACAGACACUUAUACAGAGUGUCCACGCUUGGCCUGUUUCCACGGCGAUGCCUCACCUGUGGGCUGAAGGACGAGUGUUUGUACUUUGACGCUGAUGUCAGUCCCGAUGCUGAACACACCAUACUGUACUGUAAAGGUCCUGGAGUUCCAGCUGUUCUUCUUCUAAGUUUUGAUGAUGUGGACUCAUAUUUCAUCUUGGAGAACAACCUCCCUCUGCGGUCAGCGCUGGAAACCAAAAAGACGAUACAGACGGAAAUCCGCAUGAUAACUAACGACAACUUUGAGCUGCCUCUCAAGCUCAUCUAUCCUCCUGACUUCUCUGAGUCCUUCCUCUACGGCCUCCUGCUUAUUGUCGACAGCUCUCCAGGCGAGCAGGCGGUGACAGAGGAGUUCAGGCCAGACUGGGAAUGGGUUCUCGUGGGAUCAGAGCAGGUCAUUGUUGCUCGACUGGAUGGCAGAGGGUCUGGUUUCAGGGGCCAAAGGAUCUUACAGCAGGUCCAUCAGGGGCUUGGCACUGUGGACACAGAGGACCAGAUUGCAGCUCUGGAGUACCUGACGAAGCUGCCAUUCAUUGAUCGCACUCGAGUCGGAGUCUUUGGAGAGGACUAUGGAGGUUUCCUGACAUUGAUGAUGCUGAAAUCAACAGAGAAGCUGAUCCGCUGUGCUGCUGCUCAGGCUCCCAUCAUUGACUGGUCCAUGUAUGCAUCUGCACUUUCAGAGAGAUACUUUGGUUCACCAUCAACUGAAAAGAGCAAAUACACAGCAUCCAAAGUGCUGUCCGACAUGAAAGGUCUGCAGGGAGGAACUCUGUUUCUGGCCCACGGAACAGCUGAUGCCAAUGUUCACUUUCAGCACUCAGCAGAGCUCAUCAAACACUUGAUAAAGAUUGGAGCAAACUACACUAUGCAGAUUUACCCAGACGAGGGACACUUUCUGUCAAAACGCAGCCGCAUUCAGCUCACUCACUCCCUAAUUGGUUACUUUAGAGGAUGUCUGCUGGACGCAUCAUCAUUACUCGACCAGGAAAAGCGGGACGACGACACAAACGUUUGAUGGACUGAGCAAGCUUCUUCUCCACAUAUCAGACUGUCUUUCAUCUCUUCAGUAUGCUGAAACUCCCUGCUGUCGCCUCUGUCUUAAGGAUCAGGAUGGCAUUUUUAACCCAUAAAACACUAAAAUUUUACCAUGAAUUCUGUAUGAUGUGGGAAUAUUCUGGUGGAGGGGUAGACUUAUAUUCUGAGGAUUCAUUAGUAUGAAUAGAUGAUUGCUACUCACAUUUUUCUGUGCUGUAUUCAUGUGUUUGUUCUUCAUCAUUUUGUGAAACAAGACUGCCUUUUUCACUAUA